This is a messenger RNA of Spathaspora passalidarum NRRL Y-27907, 1727 nucleotides long. Its product is annotated as Zn(2+) transporter. Bases 73 to 1617 code for a protein of 514 amino acids. Lineage: Eukaryota; Fungi; Ascomycota; Pichiomycetes; Serinales; Debaryomycetaceae. Gene Ontology annotation, biological process: zinc ion transmembrane transport. Gene Ontology annotation, cellular component: membrane. The transcript has a single exon. The record is from RefSeq and is a predicted model, not a curated record. Gene Ontology annotation, molecular function: zinc ion transmembrane transporter activity.
AUCAAUUGUAUUUCAACACCAGUUCUCUACAACUAAUUACUAAUAUUUAUAUUUAUAGAACCAGAAAUAAUCAUGUUGGAAAUAAUAGCUAACCAAGGAUGGACUUUGACCACCCUAUCCUCAGUAAUAUGCAUCCUGGGAACCUUGGUGAUAUUCUUUGAUGACAUAUACUAUUUCCUAGCUCCCAAAUCACUCACUAGCAAAUUCCCGUUUAAUCUCAAUAAGAAUUAUAAGUUUAUGAACGGCUGUUUGGCAUUCAGCUCUGGUUGUUUGAUAUUCACUUCGUUGUACCGAUUAUUGCCGGAAGCAUUAGAAUACCUUAAAGAUUCCGUUGAAGAAGAAGAAGAAACAAGUACAGCAAACAAAGCAGUAGGAUUCAAGCUUGAAUUGAUUGGAUCGUAUGUCGCAGGGAUCUUGAUAUGUUUGUUGUUUAAUAGUGUAUUACAUAUGCUUACUAGUGAAUCAGUGGUCCACUGUAAUCAUGGUGGUGAUGUGAGUGUUAGUGGCACCCAUCAUGACCAUGGAUAUUAUCAUGACGAUGACGAUGACAAUGAUGAAGAGGAAGAGCAUGAACUUGUUGAAUGUGCAAGUUCAUCUAGUCCUCCAAAGAGUAAUGGCAGUAGUUGCAAGAUUAAUGAUCUUGAUAAAGUACAUACCUGUUCUCCACAGGCCCAGCAGGAACAGCGAGUACAACAGGUUCAGCAGGUCCAACAAGAUGUCACGGUUGUUCAACAGGAAAUGAAUGAAAGAGCACCCUUGAUUAAACGUGCCAGCACAAAACAACUCAUCAUGAAGUAUAUCUAUCGAUCAGAAGAAGAUGGUACCGAUGGUGAAUGUAAAGGAUACUCUUCGGCUGAAUUGUGCACGUAUAAUAACUGUCAUGGCAGUCCCAAUUGUAACAAAUUACAUUAUUGUGAAAUUCCAGAAUUGCCAAUUUAUGAAGAAUUUGGAGGCCAAAUUCUUUCGGAAGAAGAAGUUGAGGCAGACCAAGAUGAUCGAGGAAGAUCUACCAGUCAUAGAUCAACCAGUAUGCGCCGUCACCCUACAAGAGAAAGUCAUCAGCUGCACAAUGUAGACCAUCACCAUCAUGUGGUGUCACCAUUAUCUCGGUUGUUGUUAAUUGGGAUUGAAACCGUAUUGGCAAUAACCUUACACAAAUUACCUGAGGGGUUUAUCACUUACAUCACAUCAGAAACUGAUCCAGAAUUAGGUCUUGCCAUAUUCAUAAGUUUAUUAUUCCAUAAUUUCACCGAAGGUUUCUCCAUGUGUUUACCAUUAUAUUACUCGUUUUCUUCUGGAUCUAACACCAAGCAUGCCAAAUUGAAAGCAGUUAGUAUCAGUGGACUCUUGGGUGGGUUGUCACAACCAGUGGGUGCAUUCUUGGGAUUCCUCUUUUUGAAUUUCAAUCAUGAUAGAUUAGGGGGUGAUGAUGGGAUAGACGUUAGGAAGUUGGACUAUAUCUUCGGGAUCACAUUGUCGAUAACUAGUGGCUUUUUGACUGUAAUUGCUUUGUCGAUGUAUGGAUCGGCGGUGUCGUUUGGGGGAUCACUGAAUUUUGUGAUGUUAUGGUGUCUUGUGGGGAUAUGUCUCAUUGGUAUAUCUUCGGCACUCACAUAGAUGUUUAUACGGCAUUUACAAGUCAAGGGCAUUUUAAUAAACAUAUAAAACAAGUUAUAGGUGUAGUAGUAGAAGUAGUUGCACCCAUUCUGUAAUAUACGCAAUGCAGU